Molecule: messenger RNA, 9559 nt
Organism: Trematomus bernacchii (emerald rockcod)
Lineage: Eukaryota; Metazoa; Chordata; Actinopteri; Perciformes; Nototheniidae
Gene: cdk5rap2
Product: CDK5 regulatory subunit associated protein 2
Exons: 50
Coding region: 128-8887 (2919 amino acids)
Cellular component (GO): microtubule organizing center
Source: RefSeq, a predicted model, not a curated record
ACCAUAUCAUGAUGGCGGUAGCCUGGACUAUUUUGAAUUCCGUCCCGCUUUUUGAACAAUUCAAUAGCUGUAGUAUGUAAAAUGUACUAUUAUUCUGGGGAUAACACACGAUAAGUGAAGCUCUAUCAUGGACUCCGUCGUGGGGGCCGAUUUGACGCUCCCCGUUGACAUUAACGGAAGCUGCAGACUGCCAGACUCCAUAGAUGCUGGAGAAUUUUCCAUGGACAGCAUGACCGCUCCAUCCUUUCCUGACAAGAUGUCCCCAAUCAAAGCUCUCACCAUGAAGGACUAUGAGAAUCAAAUCACAGCUCUGAAGAAAGAGAACUUUAACCUGAAGCUGCGCAUUUACUUCAUGGAGGAACGCAUGCAGCAGAAAUGUGACGACUCCACUGAGGACAUUUUCAAAACGAACAUUGAGCUUAAGGUGGAGCUGGAGUCUAUGAAGAGAGACCUGGCAGAGAAACAUGAACUCCUCGUGUCUGCAUCGAAAGCGUUGGAGAGUCUUGCUGGUCGAGAAUCAGGAGAACCCCAGCGUGUGAAAGAGCAUGCUCGGAAAGAGAUGGAUGCACUUAGAGAUGCAUUCAACAAAAGGAUAGCUGACUUAGAGCAGUGUCUGAAAACGGCUGAGGAAGAGGUUGACAAGAUGGCAGCCAUCGCUGAGCAGGAGAAGCUGAAGAAUAUUAACAUGGAAAAGCAGCUCCAAGCCCUGGGUCCCCUCAGCACCUUUCCCCCCGGGACUAGCCAAGCACAAGACCUGCAGCAGGCUCUGCAGGAAAAAGACAGUGUCAUUGAGCAGCUCAAGAUUACUUUAAAGAACCAGGAAGCUGCGGUCCAUCAGAAGAAAAGUACAGACCAAGAGACAGAUCAACCAUCAGCUGACAGUUUCAAACAUCUUUCUGAUCUCAUAGCCGAGAAAGAUCAGGAACUUGAGGCACUGAGGGACAUGCUGCACAGGGACAAGGACAAAACAACUCCGGACUCUCAGAGUGAGGUUCGGCGAGUGGAGUCCUACAAUAAGCUGCUGACUGAAAAGUUUACCCAGGCACAAAGCACCAAUGAUGACCUGAGUAAAACACUGGAGGAAACCCAGAAUCAGAACAAGGUCCUGUUAGGGAAGCUGGAGGGGAAGGAGAAUGAGCUCAACUCUGAGAAGAAAAAUGCUCUAAAGCGAGACAAAACCAUCCAGGGAUUUACUCAGGUUCUGAAAGAAAAGGAAAAAGAGAUUGCAGAGCUGUGUCAUGAGAUUGAGGACAGGGACGAUGCUCUGGCCAAGGCUAGAGAAGCAGCACAUAAAGCCCAACUGCAGAAAUACCAGGGAGUAGAAGAGCACCAAAAUCUGUUAAUGACGAAGCAAACGGAGCUCGUCCAACUCCAGGGGGAACACCACGCCAAGGUGCUUGAGGCCCAAAAGCUGCAGCGGGGCCUGGACAGGAAGGAGCAAGAGCUGGCUGACCUGCAGCAGGCAAAGGACCAGCUAGAGUUGGAACUGGAGAACCUGCAACAGCAGAAGAAGAAGGGGGACAAGGCCCUGAAUGAUCUGAACAAUCAGCUGAAAAAGCUGAGCAGUGAGAUUGGAGACAGAGAGAGUGCUCUGGAGCAGCAGUACCAGGAGCUGCUGGAUCAAACCCAAAGAAAAGUGCAAUCCCAUGAGGUCACCAUCCAGCGGCUCACAUCCUCUCUGGCUGAUAAAGAGCAGCAGCUACAGGAGUACAUAAACAUGGUCAGAGAUGUUGAACAAAGUAAAAGUCCAGGAGGAAACGACAAUGUGCUUUCCAAGCUGCGGCAAAGGCUGAAAGAAAAGGAGAAGGCUCUGGAGCAAGCGCUGGAUGAGAAGUUUGCUGCCAUAGAGGAGAAAGACAAUGAGAUACACCAGCUGCAGCUGUCUCUCAGGGAGAAGGAGAGAGACCUGGAAAGACUGAACAACUUGCUCUCUCACAACGAGGAGACCAUCGAUAGUUUUGACAGUCUGAUCAAGGAGAAGGAUGUGGAGCUGCAACACCUUGCAAACACACUGAAGAACCUGCAGAGAGCAAAACAAGAUGUAGAAGACAACUUGAACAGAUCACUGAGAGAGAAGGACUCCAUCAUCAUUCAGCUGCAGCUUUCUUUGGAGGGCAAGACAAAGGAUAUGGAUGACAUGGCCGAGUCCAUGCUGAGCCAGUCGCAGACUAAUGCUCGUGACCUUGCUGAACAGAUGGGCCAGAGGUUAAAGGUCACAGAAGCAAUGUUGGCUGAGGCUGUGGAGGCCAGGGCAAGGCUGGUCGCUGACAAUGAGAGUGCUGUGGAGGGACUGUUGGCUACAAUCAGGAGCAAGGACCAGCUGCUCAAGGAGUCUGCAGAGCACUACAACCGCAUGCUGUCUGAGCGCACUCAGGAGAUCCAGGAGCUGAGGAGGCAGCUCACUGACAUGCAGCAGAAGCUUGCCACUGCUGAGAAGCAAAGCUCCACAGCAGCCCAGGAGAGUCAUUUAGACACUGCAGGGCUCAGAGCCAUGCUCGCUGAGAAAGACAGCCUCAUCAACAAGCUUCUACAGCGUGGUCAGGAGAUGGAUCAGUUUGUGGUAGAUUUGAGACAGAAGGAGGAGUCGGAACAUGUGUUGGAGCUCAGACAUACGAUCCAAAUCAUGCAGGAGAAGAUGGUUGACAGGGAAGCUGAGCUGUCCAGGAGGAACAGUGGGGAUAAUAUGGAGAAUGUUCUGCAUUCCAAGAAGACAGUCGUCGUCCUGAAGAAGGAGCUUGCACAGAAAACUGAGGCACUGAAUAAAGCACUGAAGCGGGAAAAUGAACUGAAGAUGUCUUUGGCAGAUCUACAGUCAUCACUGUCUGAGCUGGAGGGUCGUUACGAAGGUCAGGCUGCUAAUGUGGAGUCCCUGACUGCAACUCUGAAGACCAAGGAUGAGAUUAUUGAUGCUCUCCACCAGCGCCUCGGGCAAAGAGGGGAAAAUCGGUCUGACCAGACCCAGGAUCAGAUGGUUGGCUCGGGCAUGGAGAGAUCACUGCCCGGGCUCCCUCAGAGAGAGAGGACCAUGAUUGGAGGAGAUAGCCAGCAAGAAGCAUUGCCUAGCCUUACAGCCUUGCAACAGCAGCAUGACUCUCUGAACAAAGCGCUGAGAGCCGAGCAGCAGCUCUACUCCAGCCUCGUCAAGACUGUAAAGGAGCAGGACAGCGCUCAGCGUCUCCAUGCUCUGCAGUUGGAGCUGACAGCAGUGCAGCUCCUCAGGCAGCAGCUGGAGGAAGGCAUCACAACUAAUGAGGAGCUCAGGGACGAUCUGGAGAGGGAGAUACACAGAGCCAAACUCAGAGAAGGUAUGGACCUGAUUGAUCCUAAAGAGCUGGAGAGCAUGAGACAUCAGCUUGAAGAUGCUCAGCGCUGGAAUGCCUCUCUGCAGGCCCGCCUAGGAGCCAUUCAGAGCCGUGGAGGAGGGGUCGGUGGGGCCAAUGAUGGUGGGGAAACUUUGAGUUUCAUUGGAGAUCAGACUUCCUACAUGAGUAUCUGUGUGGGAGAGGAGCAUGAGGACAGCUUGUCUCAGCUCUCCGCACAAGAGCUCAAGCAGAAGGUGAUGGAGCUGCAGGAUUCCAGCAGCAGACUUCAGACUUUAAACAACGAGCUGCAGAACCGACUGUCAUUAUUGGAGAAGUCGGGCCAAGACGCUUACGUCAAGGAAGACAAAGACGUGGCCAGCAGCAGCCCAUUAAAACAGCAGCCUGAGAAGACGCAUGAGAUGCAGCCUGUGGCUCACAGUAACAGGACGCAUCUCUCCGCUCAGGAUAAACAGAGUCAGACAGACAUCAAAGUAGGACAGAUGUUGUCUGGAAAGCUGUUGGGAGACUUUAGUCUAGACAGUGGCCUUGGCCAGAGUAGAGAGCAUGCUCACUCUGGCAUCUCCACUUUGGACACUGAAGAGAGACACUCCAGGCAGAGUAACACCGAUGUAACGGCACUUAAAUCCUUGCUGACUAAUUGUGGGGCUGCGUCAGUCUCACACCUCAGAGAGGAGCUGCUCAGACUUCGAUCAGAAAAUACGGAGCUGCGGGGUCUCCUUAAGGAACAAAAGUCUACUGAGAGUAAAGAGAAAGCAAGCACAGACGCCUCAGGGAACAGCAGUGACGGACAGGCUGAAUUGAGAAGGAGUCUGGAGAAACUGCUUGCCGAGUCAAAAGGUCGCACUAAGGUCAUCAAUCUGUCAAAGGAGGAAGGAGGGAAGAAGUCUAACGAGAUGUCGUAUAGGAAGACCCCUCUAACCCCUGAGCCGACUGUCAGCAGCAGUGAGGGGAUGGAGAGUUCACCAACUAAAGGCCAGACAUCACACAGCAGGAGUGCAAAGCAGCAUGUUGCACGGCAUGGGGAAGGUGUCAAGUCUCGCCUCCCGGUCCCUGUGAGGCUGAGGGUGGAGGCUAGCAGCAUGCAGUCUGUGAGCUCUGACCAGCCUAAAACUGAUUCACUUGAGCACCUUCAGUUGGAUGGUGUAUAUGCGUUUGAUCAGCAACUGCAUGCAGAAUCUGACGCCCCCCUGUCACCCCAGCACAGCACUUCCCCUUCUUCCACGCUCAGAUACAAACAUCAUACCGGCAGUCCAGUGGGAUCAGACAAAGGCUCUGAAACAGGAGCAACACCGGAUCAUUCCCAGGCUGACUCUGCUCUUUUCUCUCAGCUGGAGCUUCUAAACCAGGAGUGUCAAGAGAAAGAGAUGCUGAUCAACAAGCUAAGUGAGCAGCUAGCGGAUUGGGAGGAGCUCCACGCUCAGAUCCAGGAAAAGGACAGACUUAAUCGCCAGUACGUGGAGGCCUUACAGGCUGCAGAAUCCACCAUCUCCUACCUGACCGCCUGCAGUCUGGACAGCCAGGGAGGAUUUGGGUCGCUCACCAGUCCUGCAAGUUCAGAUUCUGCCCUUUACAGCAGAUGCAUGGAGCUGCAAAAAGCCCUACAGGAGAAGGAGGAGCUCAACAAGCAGCUCAUAGAGCUUCUGAACAUGGCGGAGAAAGCCAUCGGCUCAACUGAUGGACAAGAAAAGAUUCCAGAAAUCAGCGAUUUAUGUUUGAAGAUAGAGACGGCCUUGCAGCAGGGGAACAAAUCUUCAAAUAGACCUAGCCUAAGAGGUGUUACUGGAGGCACAGAGGAAUCUAUGCAGGCGUUGCAACAACACACAGACUCUUUGCAGGAGGCCCUGUGGCAGCAGAAUAGGCUUAAUGCAGAGCUGCAGGAACAACUGAGAGCUGCAGAGGCUGCUGCUCAACAUAGAUACAACAAUGAGCAGGAUGGUAAAUGUUCAAGGCAGACAGUAGCAGAAUCACUUCACGAAAAGCAGACAAGGGGUCAUCCAUUUGAAAUGGGUAGUUCCGAUGUUAGUUUAAAUCAGGAGAUGACCAAAGUCCUGAUGAACUGCCUGAGUGCAGCAGAGUCUGCUGUUGCCUCUCUGGCAGCACACUGUACAAACAGCAGCUUCUUGUCUUCUGGUAGAUCAUCACAGACCAGCCCUGAACUGCAGAUUCAUUUAGACAAACUUCACAGAGCCCUGCGAGAGAGGAAGGAACUGGGGGAACUGGAUCAGCUCAGUGUCAAUCAGUCACCUCGAAAAAAGGGACAGCUCCACCCAGAGCUGCAUAACAACAUCUGCCGCCUCUAUGAGGUGUUCAGUGAUAACUGUCAGAGAAUCUCUGAACUCCAGGCCUCCCUCAAAUCAGAGAGAAGCCGUAAAGAGGACAGCGACGUCCACAGGACUCUGCCGGACGCCAACAGUUUACCACCCAGUGUUCAAGUGCAGCUGGAGACUCUGCAUAAGGCGCUGAGGGAGAAGAAGAAGGCGUGUAAAAGCCUGGAGGAGAAACUGGCUACUGCUCUUACCUCCCCGGAAACAGCAAGGAGAGCUCUGGAGCAGGAUGACAAAGGCGUGCAGGUGGAUUUGCAGGACCUGGGUUACGAAACCAGUGGCAAGAGUGAGAACGAUAGGGAAGAGAGCAGUAGCACAGAUCUAGAGGUUGGUGUACAGCCCAGCCGCAGCGCCUCCAACCUGCCCUCCCCACACGAUCAGGCCACGUUUUCCUCCACUGAGAACCUGGACUCCACCUCCAGCACCCCAUAUCCCAGCUCCCCCGCUCUCAGCUCUGCCAAGUUCAGUCUGAAGAGCCUGCAGGUCUAUGAUGACUACGGUGUUUCUAAGGACCCUCUGCAGCUCCAGGCACAAGUCAGAGAGCUAAAGGUCCAGCUGGAAAACCAGACCAAACUCAUCCUGCAAAUGCAAAGUCUUCUGCGUAGGAACUCUCUCUCCAGUGACCUAGUUUCCAGCCCCCCUGAUCCCUCGACCAUCAGGGAUCAAGCAAUGAUACACAGAGAGGACAAGAGCCGAGAUAUGAGCUACAGAAGUGGGCAGCUAGGGGAGAAAAAGGAGGGUGAGAACCAGGCGAUGAAGGAUAAAACCAGCCUCCUGAAUAUGGGACUGGACAGAGAGAGGGCUCUGAACAGAAGCACAAAUGAACAGCAGCAGCAGUCCCGCAGCCGCUCCACCUCACCUGCAAGACUGGACUCCCUGGUGCAGUCGCAGGCCAGGGAGCUGUCCCAGCUGAGGCAGCAGAUUAAGGAGAGCCGCCGGCUGGGAGCCCUGCAGCGCCGACAGCUGGACCAGCUGAGCAAGGCCUUCACGGAGCUGCUGCAGGCCAGCGAGGUGGACUUCUACAAAGGGGAGGCCGUCAAAGAGCAGCUGGAGAAGAGCCUGAGCAUCCUGGACAGGCUGGAGGGACGUCUGGACAAAGGAGAGUCUCGUCUGGAUAACGAGGACGUGGCAGCCCUGGAACUGUCUCGCAGGUUGGCGAAAGAGCUGCAGGAGAAGAACUGUCUGAUCCAGAGUCUGCAGAGCCAGGUCAGAGGUAGAAGUCCCAGCAGCCACCAGGGCUCUCACUCUGACCUGUUCCACUCAGACAGAACCUCCUCCUGCCACAGCAGCCCGACUACACCCAGUGGCAGUCGGUCCCAAAGCCAGAGGCAGCUCUCUGAUUGGACGGGAGCAGCUGUUGUAGGUGGAGCUCAGGAGGACGCUGUCAGCAGACUGCAGGGCCUGCACAGGGAGAACGUGCGACUGCAGGAUCGGCUGAGGGGCAGCGAGGAUCUGAACGCCACGCUGCACAGUGAACUGGACCUGCAUCGCUCCAUCAUGGCCCAGAGCAGCUCCCACCACCAGGAGCCGGAUCAGAGCCAGGAGCCGGGUCACAGCCAGGAGCGGGAUCAGAGCCAGGAGCCGGAUCACAGCCAGGAGCCGGAUCACAGCCAGGAGCGGGACGGGUCAGGACCGCAGGCAGACCAUAAACCAGAAGAAGACCUGGGCUCACAGAGGAACGCUGCUGAUCAGCCUCGCACCAUGAAUUCAGACCUGCUGGCAGAACAUCUUCAGGAGAUCCGCGCACUGCGACAGCGUCUGGAGGAGAGCAUCCGCACCAACGACCGCCUCAGGGAGCAGCUGGAGAAGAGACUGGCAGAGGUGGAGAAAGACCCAGCAGCCACCAACAUCUUCAUCCACGGCAACGAGGAGCAGGGUCAGCUGGCCAAUGAGGUGCGCUUCCUCUGGGGACAAAACCAAACCCUGAAAGAUCAGCUCAGCCUGGGCUCACGAGACAAGCAGAAGGAGAAUGAGAAGCUACGGGAGACUCUGGCCAGGCGGACGGCCAAACUGGAGCAGAGCAGGAGGGAGUGUGAGGCUCUGAGGCAGGAAAACAGCCGCCUGCAGGAGAGGCUGGAGCUCAGCAGCCAGGAGAACUCCCAGCUGCAGGAGUCCCUGCACUUCAGCAAGGAGGAGCUGCACAGGUGUCAGUGUGAAGUAAAGCUCCAGAGGCAGCAGCUGUCUGACUCUCAGCACCUCCUCCAGUCACUACGAGUAGAGCUGCAAGUUUACGAGAAGAUCAAGACUGAAGAUCGUAAACACAACGCUGAACGCAGUGAGGGGUCCCAGGAGCCCGCCCCCCUCCCGCCCUCCGGCUCGCUGGACCUGAGCGAGCUGCUGCUGGAGAUCAGACACCUGCGUCUGCAGCUGGAGAGGAGCAUCCAGACCAACACCGCCCUGAGACAGAGGCUGGAGGAGCAGCUGCUCCGAGGACCCCACCGCUCUGAAACCAUCAACAUCAACUACCUGCUGUCCUCCCCAGAUGAAGGAGGCAGGUCACCAGGUCGUGAAGGCUGCGAUCCUCUCCGUCACUCAUUUCAGAGUCACAACGAACACACGAGUGUCCUCCAUGAAGAGAAACGUGGCUCUCACUCGGAGGUGGAGGGGGGCUCGUUCAGCAGCAGCUCUGGGGACAGCGCUCCCUCUCGCCUGGUGCCCGGCCACCGCAUGUGGGCCAAUCGUAGCGGCCGCCAUAUUCUGGGUCUUAUUGAGGACUACAACGCCCUCCGUAAGCAGAUCUCAGAGGGACGGAAGCUGUCGCGCAGCAUGAACGCACACCUGCAGGAGAGCCUGCACACACUCACACAGCAGGGCUCUGACAACAAGGUCGACCAGCAGCAUCUGGAGAGUUUCUCGGGCAGCGUGAACACCAUGCAGCAUGUGAUGGAGGAGGCGGGACGGAUGCUCAAACUGGUGUGGAGGGUCUCUCUGCCAGCAGGGGGCCCAGCAGGGGGCCCAGCAGGGGGCGGGGGCAACAACCAGCAGGAUGAGCUGCUGAAGAAUGAGAUAUCCAGACUGAAGAGCAGGCUGUCCCAGCAGGAGAGGAUGCUGAGCGGAGCGGUGAAGCGCCUCCGAACAACCAACCAGCUGAAAGAGGGGAUGGAGCGAGUCAUCAUCGAUCAGCUGUAUCUAACCCACGGAGUGUUGAAGAAAGCCAGAGGGAAUUUAGAGACAAAUUACUGCUCCCUAAUUGGGCUGAAAGGCCUGUCUGGAGGACCAGACGGAGGUCAGUGUGGUUGAGCUGCAGGCUUUGAGAGUGAUGCAUGAGACCCUUUUUAGUUGGUAUUACCUAUUGCAUGAAACAAGCACCAAAAUAUGAAUUCAUAAUAAGCUACUCAGAUUUACUCAUUUGUGUUAUGUGUUCUUUUUUUGUGAGACCCUCAAUCGUGGGCUGGCUCUCUUAUUUACCAGUCCACGUACUUUGCGAACCUCUAGUAAAUUAUACGAUUAAAAUGUCCUUAAAAGUCAGUGUAGCAUGUCAGAAAAGUCUAACAAAAUAAUGCCAUAAUAUAGUAUUCCUAAAAAAAGAGUCAUGUCACAGUAUUUUCAAAAAGGUCAGGGUAAAAUAAGUCAUUAAAGUACAGUACAAUUCACUCAUUCUUUUACAGUGUAGUAUGUCUUAAAAAGUCGAAAAUCGAAGAAAAAACAACAUUGUAUAUUAUGUAAAAAAUAUAUUUAAAAAAGUCAUAGUAUAGUAUGUCGAAAACAUCAGAAAAUACAUUAUAGUACGUCAACAAAAGUAAUAGUAUAAUAUGUUGAAAAUAACAGAAAGUCACAAUAUGCAUGUGUCUGCAAGCAGUUUAAAAUAUCCGUUUGUUUCGUUGAUGUUGCGAGCAACACGUUUUGUUUCUACCUUGCAUGUCUGUGGCUAAAUAUUUCAAACCACUGUUAGUGCCUGCCUGAUCUCGCUCU